UGUAAUACUUCUAUUUUGUUUGUUCACUUUAACCGACACCCUUAUCAGUUUUUAUCCCUGAAUGGACUUUGUACUACAAAAAAUUCUGAAGCACAGGCACUCUGCAUAAAUUAUGAAUACACAUAAUGCCGGCUGUAUAGUCGUAACAGGAUUGAUCAGUGAACGUUGGUUGUGAUACCGAUACCGGUACAUCACAGUCAUCUGGAUGGCAAGUGUUGAUACACCGUGUUUAUUUACAUGGCCGCUGCUGUUGAUACUCCUAGUCCGUAUUUGGCCAUUUGUAUGAUACAUAGAGGAAGCCGACUGUAUCAAAAUAUCAUGGUUAUUAUUCAGCGGAAGAAGAGGCCAUUCCCACGCUGCACAAAGACAAUUCGAUGCUGAUUUACCAAUAGGCCUACGCCUACACUGCUAGUUUCAUAGGGUUUUCUGAUUUCAGAAGUUUUGGAAGUACACGGACGCCUCUUUGAUUAAAUUUACCAAUUCUUGGACUACCGUGAGCAUCCCGUGUUGCGGCGUUUGGAGACGGAUAUUAAAAGGAAGACCAAGUGACUUUCACGGACAAAUAUCUGGACUCCUUUGUCACGAAUUGAGCAGCGUAUCUUCUUUGUAUCUUCUAUGUGCUUGCAGUUCAUACAGACCAAGCAAAGUUUCAUUUAUUGAAACGUCCAAGCCAGCAAUUGUUUCAUUUAUUGAAACGUCCGAAAUCUGCAUUGUGGAGCUACAGUGACAUUAAAACUACAAUGUAGUUAAAACGUUGCGGUGAUAUCAAUGGAGGCCUUUAACUGGAAAGAUUCUUAAAAAUUAUUUCGCGCCUUGAAAUUAAGAUGUUCGAAAAAUCUCCCUUGUAUAAGAGAAACGAGAAAUUGUUGGACUUCAAGUUACACGCUGCUGACAAACAUUGAAUUCACACCUUAAAGGUAUUGGCUUCAAAUAUUGUUUGCUAAAUUGUCUUGGAAGGUCAUUAGCCAGUAAUUAUGCUCUCAACAUGAAAUGCACGACGAAAGGAACUUCACAGUUCAACCUUCCUUGAACGGUACGAGUGACAGCAAAAUUUGCAGCAAUGGGUCGGAUACGAACCUUCGACAUCGUGGUCGACGCUAACGGAGUGGCCGAGGUGAGGGGCGUGCCCAUCUACAGACCCGGCGGUCAUGUGACGGGGGUCGUCCAUCUUGCCCUCAAUACACCACGAGAGGACAUAGGAGAAAUUUCUAUCAAGCUUCAAGGCCGAGCCAAGACGAACUGGUCCGAAGUCGUGCGAUCGGGAAGAAGUGUCAUCGGCGAUCAGCCAGUGACGUAUACGGGAACAGAAACGUACAUCGACGAAAAGAUAUCACUGUGGAAACAAACCCAUUCGCACCAGAGGUUGAACCGAGGACCCUUUCAGUUCCCGUUCCAGUUCCAGAUACCCAAUGAGAACCUACCAACUGCCUAUGAGGGGACCAGCGGCAGCGUCCUGUACAAUCUCAAGUGCGAGAUUAGCGGCGAGUCCUCGCUUUCUUACGCCAAGACCAUCAAGACAAUCGGCAUUGCUGGCCGACCGCUGGACUUGAAUUCUGUACCGAGUGCGAUGCUUCCCAUCCACGGCGAGUCCGAGACUCUCAUGAGCUCACUCUGCUGCAUCACCGGGUCCAUCAAGGUCAUAGCCUCGGCGGACAAACGGGCUUACAUCCCUGGCGAGACGGCCUACAUCACGGCCAUCAUCCAUGGAUCCAGCGGGACCAGAUAUGAGGUCGAUCUUAAGCUCGUCGAGGAGGCCACUUUCCGGGGCACGGGAUCCGUCUUCACAUCUCCCGGAGUCAGUGUGGCACGCCCUGGUUCCUGUCAGCGAUCGCGAGUCGUCUUUCGCAAAAAGACAAGCGGGGUGCUCCAAAGACAGGGCCAGACAACGAUUCAGAGAGAACCUCUGAUCAUUCCGGACUUCAAACCCCUCGUCGACAGUGGCUUCCAGGGGUGUAGUAUCAUUGACGUCAACUACUUCAUAAGUAUCAAUCCCAUUCUGAGCCGUCUACGUCAAACACCUGACACCGAGAUUCAGCUGCCUGUCACUAUAGGGCGUGUUCCAUUCACGGCCCUCCCAUCGUACCAUGCAUCGUCCUCUCACAUGUCCCAUCCUGCUGAACCACCUCCAAGCUACGAGACAGCAACGUCGUACCGCCAUAACACCCCACAACAGCCCAACAUCACUGCGUUUGUGAACCAAGCAUAUUCUCCAGUUGCAGACGAUACCACGCCCUCUACACCACGUGAUCAAAGUGGUCUAACCGUCGAGCUUCCGCCUAUCGCGUCGUCGUCACGCAGUGAAGUCCGAGCCAAUCAGAGCGAGACCCAGCAGUCUGAAGACCAGCACGACGGCAGACCAACCCCUCCACGCCCGCCUCCAGUUAUCCCUCCUCCUGGAUAUCGCUCGAAAGCUGGAACUGGCAUCCGUGGAAUUGUUAACCCCACGUUCUCGGGGGAAUCGAGGAAUGAAGAAGAUGCUUCUGAUCAAGAAAAAGGAGGAGAGGCGACAUCCGUGGAAAGGUCCCCAUCAGAUGCAAGCAGACAGCAGGAGCGAGACAGUAUUGUCCAACUUGAAGGUGCCGUCCUUCAUUCACCGCUGCCACCACCGCCCUCGUUCUCGUCUGCCACAGAGGACGCUUCUAAAGAGAGUCCCGUAAACACAAUUCGAGAUUCGCAACAAGAUAAUUUGAGAAGACCCAACCAAGACGAAAGGCGAGACCGGGCACUGUCUCAAGAUAGUUUGACAGUCCCGUACUUCCUUCCAGCGUACGAGAGGCAGUUACUCGGUCGUGUCACAUCGGAAGAAAAUAUCGAGGAAGAAGCAGAGCCAGUAGGGGUAAGGUUGCAUUCUUUCUUCCUUCCGAUUUCCCAAGAGUCGGAUUUAGAUUUAGACUCCCUUGUCGACCCAACAGAGGUGGCAAGCAUAGACAGGCUACCGCCUCCAUCGCCUUGGAAGGAUGAACAGCCUAGUUUGUCAGUUUUUCAAACUCCCAAUGAUGAUGUUCCCAGCGCUCCUGAAGAAAGUGACAAAGUGCCUAUUUUAGAAGAAGCAACGACAACUUCAGUUUCCGAAACUCAGAUGUCAGUUCUGCAAGCUAUUAAGACCGACGCUUGGGAGGAGAAUACCUCCGAGAAAGAUGACGAAGAUGACGAUUCUGACAAGAUAACAAUUCCUGAUGUUUCUGAGGUUGGAGACUCCAAACCGUCUGAAACAUCGUUCGUGCCAUUUCACUCACCUGAAAAGAGCACGACAUCUACCCGAAACCAAGACCUAAAUCAUGCUGGAUCAUCCUCUGAUUUUGCCAAUGUACCAUUCCCUGAAUCCAGAGAAACUUCACCUGCAAAGGCCAGGCGCUCCGGAGAAUCCCUCCAAAGAUCCGAUAGACCUACUCGCCUCGAACUACAUUCUACAAACCUCAACAAGCAGUGGCCUGACGGUAGUCCUGUGUCACCUUCGAACGAAUCACUAUUUGGGAAUGUCCGAAUCGUGCACGACACUUCACGGCAGCAUUCGAGGACGCCGUCUCCUUAUUUCCACCCGGAUGACGGUAGAAGAGAUCGAGAUGAUGCGUCUUCCGUCUCCAGCUUCGGUUCUUAUACUCCAUCUGCUCACACCCCGAAGGAGAGGAGACGAAGCGAUCGCGACGAAGAUCACAGCCGUGCCAAGUCCUCCGAUCACAUCGGGGGACGGGAGAUCAGCACGUUACCCAGGAGCAAGUCGUCCAGCGGUGGGUUGAGGGAAUCUGCCCUUGGGAGUCUCGACAGACGAAAGCGAGUCCUGAAGUACUCGACGUCACAUCCUACUCCAAACCAAGAUGCGAGAGGAAACCCUUCUGAUCGCCGACAUGGUUCCAGAACAAUGGACUCGCAUUCGACAACACGCAUUCAUAAGGCUCCAGUACCACUGGAUGGUGAUCCUAAUCAGUCGAGAAACCAAGCAGAUAUGAGUUGGCACCCUUCGAACAGGACACAGCUUUCCUCACAUGCAUCACAAGAUACGCUUCCUCCAUCAACAUCACCGAGUCGUCCUUCUCAUGUUAUCAUAUCUGAUGCGUCACAGGCCCACCAUAAUUUAGCCAGGAGUCGAGAAGACAGUACCAAGAAACGCUCCUCCUACACUUCCGCCAUUGAAAACCAGCGAGAUACAGAGUGGCAACAAAUUGCAUCAUCGGCACCCUCCUCAAGACGAUAUCACACCGAGAAAGUUGCAAGAGAGGAAAGACCAAAGAAGAUGAAGCCAUGUCUGGCUUAUCAUCACCUUGAACAUGUCGAAGACGCUGAAGACGAAUUUGGGUCAGACAAACACAGACUCGAGACUUUUGUUUGAGACCAAAUUAAACUUUCACCACGCAGGAACCAAAUAAUCAAUUGGUCAGUUAGCACUGUAAACGUUU
Patiria miniata (bat star) is the source of this 4394-nucleotide messenger RNA. RefSeq lists its product as uncharacterized. Gene Ontology annotation, cellular component: cytoplasm. The record is from RefSeq and is a predicted model, not a curated record. Bases 1061 to 4327 code for a protein of 1088 amino acids. The transcript has 7 exons. Gene Ontology annotation, biological process: protein transport. NCBI's taxonomy places the organism in Eukaryota, Metazoa, Echinodermata, Asteroidea, Valvatida, Asterinidae.